Messenger RNA from Prorocentrum cordatum, 3046 nucleotides. The record is from the annotation of a GenBank genome assembly. Lineage: Eukaryota; Dinophyceae; Prorocentrales; Prorocentraceae.
AUGGGUGCAGCGAUCGACGACCACGCCCCCCGCUUAGAGGCCCUGUACGCCAAGCGACUACUGGCCUUCGGAGGAAGAAAGUCAAAGAAGCCGCCGACGCCCGUCAUCCGCACCAACGACGACGGGGAGCCCCUCACCGAGAAGAGCGAAAUCGCCGACCACGUCCUAGCCUUCUACGGCAAAGUCGAGCAAGCUAUUGCUACGGAUGCAGACGGGGUAGCAGCCGACUACAACAAGAGGACUCGCCACGCAGGACCAGGACCAAAGAUCCAAAACAUAAUACCCAAGCACCAGCUGACCAGCCAGCUCGCCGCCGCCAAGCGAGGCCGCCGAGGAGGCCCUGACCAGCUCACCGACGACAUGUCCAGAGCCAGCCCUGAAGGGAUGGCUCGCCUGCUCCACCCGGUCCUAGUCAAGACCCACUUCGAGAGCACCGAGCCCAUCGCCGCCAAGGGAGGUUACUCUGCCUAUUUCCGCAAGGGACAGGGUGCCAUGGAGCUCCAGAAAUCAUACCGCGGCAUCCUGCUCAACAACACCAUCGGCAAGAUGCACAGCACCUUCCUCCGACCCCGUGUGAAGGGCCUGCUACCGGAGCUACUAGAAGCAACCCAAUGCGGCGCCCGACCCAAGGUGGCCACGGAUUUCAUCACUCACACCAGCCUCGCCUUCAUCAGCGACUGCCAGAGGAGAUCAAGAUCAUGCAGCAUCACCUCCCUGGACCUCAGGGAGGCCUUUCACUCCGUCAUCAGGGAAUUCUGCAUGCAAUUGCCGACCACCGCUGAUGAGCUCAACGAGCUCAUCGAACGGAUCGACAUUCCCGAUUUCACCAGACCAGCUCUAAAGGAACGACUCCAGCAACCCGCCUACAACAACCAACACAUCGACGACGAGCACCUCUGCCACAUAAUCGCAGAUCACCACACCUCCAACUGGGUGACAGCCAAGAGCGCAAGGCACUACCAGCUGCCUCGGACCAGCACCCGAAGCGCGCUCAGAAACAUGUCCCUCGUCGACGACCUCACCGACUACAGCUCGACCGCCAAGGCCAACGACCUGAUCAACGCGACAGCUCUGGCAGCAGCCAGGCUCUGCACAGCAGCAUUCCAGCAUGGACUGAAGCCACAUCCCGAAAAGACCAAGGCCAUCCUCAUGCACUACGGCGCGGGGGCCAAGAAGGAGAAACAGCGGAUAGCCAAGGAGGGCAUCACAUACCUAGAACUGGACAGACUUGCCAUCAAAGAACAGCUGGUAACGCAACAGAAAGCUCGGCCUCUAGAGAAGCAGAUCCUCCGCCGCAAGAAGCUCUCGAAGAAAGCCAAGGUCAAGUACGCCCACUCUUGUUCGACAUCUUCGCUUACCUACAACCACCAUGUCUGGAACGACCUGACCCGGAAGGACCUGAGGCACAUUUCCGCCAAGUACAUGGGCCCAUACCGAGUCGCAGCUUCACUGCCCAAGACCAACUCACCCGACCUGCACAUCUCCGAGGCCGAGGCGAUCGCCAAGACAGGAGUACCCGACUUCAUCGCCCACCAGUCGAUCGCGCGGCUACGAUACUUGCCCAAACUCCUGAGUAAUGCUCCAGCAGUCCUACUUCAGCUACUCGACGGCCAGCGCCAACGAAAGGGCACAUGGAGCCGCCAGCUCAAGAAAGACUUCGACUUCCGACGCACGUACUUACCAAAAGAGAGGUGGCCCAGCCAAACCCAGCACGACCGCGACAUCAUCAACUGGGCCCGACAGAAGCCGAAGCGAUUCACCAACGCGGUCAAGGCAGCUUCGAAGGCAUACAUUCUCCACACUCGCGACCAAGCUCAAGGCGCCAAGCUCCAGAAGGACAUCUGGAUGACCUCAGCAGAUCACACAACUGAAGUGACGGACCUCUGCGACGACACGAACAACCAGAAGUACGUCUGCUACGCCUGCGGCCGAGUCGCCUCCAGGCAAGGCAUGCUAAUCCAUAUGGGCAGGGACCAUCCAGUCCAUGAAGACCCGCGCUUCUGGGCGACAGGUACCGCGUGCCGAUGCUGCCAGACCGAGCACCACUCUCUUCCGAGGCUCAUCAAGCACUUACCGGUGGCUCACCGUUGCCGCAAAUCCUGGCACGCCUGGCACACCCAGACGAUGGAGCCUCUGACGGAGCAGCAAAUAGCAGAUACCCUCGCCGCCAUCGCCGAGGCCACAAACGCCAACAAGAAGCAAGGACGACACCCAACCUUCAGCGACAAGCCAGCCUACCCGUGCGACGUCACGCCGCUGCCUCUCCUCGAAACGUCGCCCGUCCUACCCAAAGCAUUCGCCAGACUCGAGCCAUCACCAAGCAGACCACCCGCGAGCUCGCCCGCAGAACCAGCCAAGCGCCAAGAAACCGUCUUCAUCACCGACCGCCCUCGACAGGCCGCCGACCUCCAACAGAUCAUGGCCAGCAAUGGGAUCACGAGCAUCAGCGGACUGGACUACACGCAGAUCGUCAUCCCCAGCGGUGGCCAUACCUCAGAACUUCCGACAGUACUUCGGCGAGCACAACGCAGGAUCCCACAUGGCGAGGUAGCGGCCAUCGACGUAGAGUUCCCACGACGUACCUGGUACCUACACGAUGCAACCGACAUUCUAGGCAGCAGGGCAAGCAAGCGGCGCACCCCAGCACCCUGGGGAACGCCUCAAGUCUCCGAAACCAUCGCCGACGAGAUAUUCGCCGCCAACAACGUCACACGAGAGGUCUUGCGUAUGAUCUUCAUGGCGACCGCUACCAAAGUACCAUUCGUUGCAGCCAUCUCUGCCGAGUCGAUCACCAGGCAGACCCCAGAAUAUCGGUACAUCGCCAACCUGGCGACCGUCUACGAGACCCCGACGAAUCACUACGACCCCGGCACCAUACAGAUCCUCGACAACGGCGCCCGCGACGACCUCCGCAACACAAUGCACACGGCAAACGAAGAGGAGAUCGACCUCACCAUUGCCGACCUGCUCGACGGCAACAUUGUGGCUAGAUGGGGCCUCAGAACCGCAACCGUUGCUCCCGCCAGCCCGAACCUGAACACCAACG